This is a messenger RNA of Echinops telfairi (small Madagascar hedgehog), 1423 nucleotides long. It is a transcript of the gene RNASE4, whose product is annotated as ribonuclease A family member 4. The record is from RefSeq and is a predicted model, not a curated record. Lineage: Eukaryota; Metazoa; Chordata; Mammalia; Afrosoricida; Tenrecidae. The coding region runs from base 100 to 546 and encodes 148 amino acids. Gene Ontology annotation, molecular function: RNA nuclease activity; nucleic acid binding. The transcript is spliced from 2 exons.
GAGGGGCCUCCAGGACCACACAUCUGGAAUCCAGGAUCAAAGAACUGGAGCCCAACUUCAGUUAAAGGGAAGCAGCCAGCAUUUUGCCUCUCGACGGCCAUGAUGACUCCACAGAGGAUCUGUUCAUUGAUUCUGCUCUUGGUGCUAACCCUGCUGGGGCUGGGGCUGGUGCAGCCCUCCUCUGGCCAGGAUUUCAUGUACCAGCGGUUCCUGCGGCAACACGUGGAUCCGGAGGGCGCAGGGGGCAGUAAUGCCUACUGCAACAUUAUGAUGCAAAGACGGAAGAUGACUUCGUACCAGUGCAAGCGCGUCAACACCUUCAUCCAUGAAAACAUCUGGAACAUUCGUAGUAUCUGCAGUACCCCUAGGGUCCAGUGCAAGAACGGCCUGAUGAACUGCCAUGAGGGUGUAGUGAGGGUCACAGACUGCAGGGAGACAGGAGAUUCCAGGGCGCCUAACUGCAGAUAUCGGGCCACAGCCAGCAUAAGGCGUGUUGUCGUUGCCUGUGAGGGUCACCCCGAGGUGCCUGUGCACUUUGAUAAAUAGAUGCCACCCUGCAGUAGUUACAGCACAGCAUUUGACCUUCAAAUGACUCCUUGAAUGGUAAUGAGCCAUGCAUCUCUGUUGUCCCAGUUCUAACUCCUGGGCUUGAUUCUUACUGUGUUCUUUGUAUAACCCAUUCCACUGAAUGCAUUCCAUGGAAGAGAGAUGCAGACAUAAAGCUGCCACAAGCCUGGUCUUUUCUAUAACAAGCUAUUAUCAUGCUGCCAAGCAUAAUGCUCUUAGAGCCUCUACUCUGGAAGUUCGUCACUAUACAUAUUGAUAUAGAAGUUCAAACUUUUCCAAGUGCUUUCAUCUCUAUUAUCUCAUUUUCAUCACACAGCACCCCUAUGAUGCUGGUGAUGCCAUUAUAUCUGGAAGUCAGAAGUUAAGGGAUCUCAUGAGCUCCAUAAAGUUAUAGCAUCAUGAAUUGGAACUGACUUGAUAGCACCUAACAACAACAACAACAACAACAACAACAACAACAAAACGUGCAUGGGAGAGCUGAGACAAAAGCCCAUUUUGGCUGGCUACUCAUCCAGGACUUUUCCCAUCCAUUCCCAAGCAGCGUUUAUUAUUAUUUUUAAGAUAUCUGCUUUUUGUCAUCCCCCAAAGAGUCAGCGAUUGAGGGCAGCUUUCAAAAAAUUGGAAACAUAUAGCGGCCACAUGCGAGUUUGGCCCAUGAAAUUCAGCAGCGUUCUGACAUUUGGGUCUGAUAAGAUACAAACUCAGUACAAGGGAUUUUUUUUUCUUCACCCAAGCUUUUGAAUCGCCCUGGCAAGUCAGUGGAUCGAAAGCACGCUGGGUCCCUGUUGCUGAUGGAAAGGCUGUGCAUGUUUUUCCUGGAAUAAAGGACUUACACUGCAGGUGUCUGAGAAGACUA